Danio aesculapii is the source of this 8434-nucleotide messenger RNA. It is a transcript of the gene sytl5, whose product is annotated as synaptotagmin-like 5. The coding region runs from base 408 to 2486 and encodes 692 amino acids. Gene Ontology annotation, molecular function: phospholipid binding; neurexin family protein binding; small GTPase binding. Gene Ontology annotation, cellular component: plasma membrane; exocytic vesicle. The transcript has 17 exons. The record is from RefSeq and is a predicted model, not a curated record. Gene Ontology annotation, biological process: intracellular protein transport; exocytosis. Lineage: Eukaryota; Metazoa; Chordata; Actinopteri; Cypriniformes; Danionidae.
CCAUGAACAUCUCCAGCGGCGGGUGCGUGGGGGGUUUCGGGUUUGCCUCUUGCUCAGAGCUCGGGCUGCGGUGAUGAACACAGUCAGUCAGCGCUACAAACCACCGGCUCUUGACCGUGUAGCAGCACUGCAGUUCACGGGAUUUUCACGAGCGACCGCUGCACUGCAGGCAUUCACCAGGUGAAAAGGUUAACAAUGCACUGACCGACAGGGUCUCAAGGCUCUGCCACGGUUGCCAAAGCAUGAAUGUGAUCGUGUGAAGGAGCGACGGAUGACCUUUGUGUGGAUAUGAAGAUGAACUGAAGCAAUCCUUCAUUCUGACUGCAUUCAUGAAGCAUAAUUGCGGUUGUUUGGUGGCCGGUUGCAUUGGCUGAGUGUCCUUGAGCGUCCAUUGAGCAGUUCUUUAAAUGGUCAUGGCGAAGAAAACCGAGUCCCUUAAUCUGUCCUUCCUCCUGGAGCACGAAAGGCAGAUGAUCCUCAAUGUCCUUCAGAAAGACGAGAAGCUCCGCAAACGAGAGGAGAAACGCAUCAGGAAGUUGAAAAAUGAACUUCUGGAGCUGAAGCGAGCCGGGCGACGUAGUUCGGCGGAUCAGCGUGAGUGUGCCAUAUGCCUGCGGGCGCUGGGGCUCAUCCUACAGAGGGGUAAUGUGUGCUCCAACUGUCAGCGGCGCAUCUGCAACUUCUGCACCGCUACGCCUACAGGCAGCAACUGCAAAUGCACAGUGUGCGCGAAGACUGCGGAGCUGAAGGUGGUUACAGGAGAGUGGUUUCUGGAGGAGAGAUCCAAGCGGUUUCAGUCUGCCGCUGUGCCCAGCUGUGAUGUAGUCAAACAGUCCAUCCUCAGCAGUCCUCCAGAUGGAGGCUCUGCUAACAGACCAUUAGAGAUGGAGAGAUCGUCCACACCACAGUCUGAAAGAUCGGUUACGCCUCAAUCCCAGAAAAGCACAGGGAAGAACAGAAAAGGGAAGAGAGCGGUUGCAGUGGAACCAUCAGGUUUACCAACUGUACCCAAUAACAUGAGAGCACAAAUGGCUAAAACGCCGACCCAGACGGAGGCAAGAAACAGGCCUGAUGGGGCAGAGAGCGUGUCUAGUAUACAGAGCAGUGACAGCAUCCCUGAAAAGAUGGCGGAUGGGCGGAGACAAACAGAUUCCAGCACACCCUCCAUCGCCGUAUCCAGAGCCUCCCUCUCAUCAGAUCGCAGCCGCUCAGAGGUGGACCUCAGUAAUCCUGGAGAGGGAUUGAGUGAAGAUCCUCUGAUCAGCCGGUGCCGCUCAGUUCCUGGACUCAACGAUGGGGACUCGGAUGAGGACAUUGAUGCGGUGUUAUCAGCACACUACAAAACCAACCGGAGCGUCUGCAGUGCACAAUCAAUGUCUUCCACUCCUGCCUCGGAGAGAAAGUGGGGUUUCCUUAAUGUACCAGAUUCAGAUGCUGACACUACCAGCAUCAACAGUCUGAUGAGUGUGUACAGUGAGACGGGGGACUAUGGCAGUGUUCGGGUUUCGGGGGAGAUCCUGCUGAACAUCUCUUACAGCUAUAAAACCGGGGCUCUCAACGUGCUCGUCCGCGAGUGCCGCUGCCUAGCAACCGGAGAUGAGAGGAGACAGCGCACGGAUGCCUAUGUUAAAACCUAUCUCCUGCCAGACAAGUCCCGUCAAAGCAAGCGCAAAACCAGCAUCAAAAGCAACAGCACAAACCCAGUGUUCAAUGAGAACCUGAGGUACGUGGUCAGCCACUCUCAGCUGGAGACGCGAACGCUGCAGGUCUCAGUCUGGCAUCAUGAUCGUUUCGGACACAACAACUUCCUGGGGGAAACAGAGAUCACCUUUGACUCCUGGGAGUUUGACACACAGAUAGAGGAAUGGUUCGCUCUGCAGCCUAGAAUUGAGUCUGAUUAUGUGGACUCAGUAAUGCACUAUAAAGGUGAACUGACGGUGGUUUUGAAGUACAUUCCUGCAGAGAGAAACGUCUCCCUGCCUCUGGACCAAGUACAAGUGAAAAAGGGAUUUCUUAAAGGAAAGAAGAAGACCAUCACUCUCCCUAAAGGAGGAAUGGUGGAGCUGCUGGUCAAAGAGGCAAAAAACCUGACAGCUGUCAAAGGAGGCUCUUCUGACCCAUUCGUAAAAGGAUAUCUGCUGCCGGAUGACAAGAAGAGCACAAAGCACAAGACGGCGGUGGUGAAGCGCAGUGUAAACCCACGCUGGAAUCACACGUUCACCUACUGCGGCCUGCAGCACAGUGAUCUGGACAGUGUGUGUUUGGAGCUCACCGUGUGGGACCGAGAGCCCUUCGCCAGCAACGUCUUCCUCGGUGGAGUGAGGCUCGGUGCUGGGACAGGUCUGAGUUAUGGGAAGGAAGUGGACUGGAACGAUGCUUACGGGGAGGAGCAGCGGCUCUGGCAGCGCAUGAUUGACAACCCUGAGGUUCCUCAAGAGUGCACACUGAUGUUGAGAUCCAGCAUGGCCAGGAGGAAGACGGACUGACAGCAGAAAAGAGUUUCCCCGGCAAUACUCAUCAUACAGUAUCUCAUCGCCUCUAGACACUUUCAAGUGCUCUUUAUGUUCUUGAGCAGUACCCGGACCAACCAGAUUCUCAUUUCAAUGGUACUCAUGCACUUCAAAUGAUCUAAACACAUCUGUGGAACAUAUUAAGGGCCUCUGAGGUCCUGUUUACACCUGGCAUUGAGAUUCAUCUGUUGGUUAGCAAAAGAAGGGGUUUUUCUACACACAGGAUUAUCACAUUUCUUAAUGGACUAGUGAGUGUGUAUUAAGCACAAAAAACGAGAUUACCUUUUUAAUCUAAGCACAAACAUAAAGUUUUAGGCAGCAUUUAUAAUUAUUUAUUUGUAUUAAAGACAAAAUGAUGAUUCUGUCAUCAUUUAUUUACCCUUUAAAUGGAUAGUUCACCCCAAAAUGAAAACUACCUCAUCAUUUACUUGACCUCAUGUGCUUUCAGACCUGUUCGAGUUUCUUCCUUUUGUCUCCACCAAAGAAGAUAUUUUGAAAAAUGCUUGUUGAGGGUAACCACUGACUUAUGCAGUAGGAAAAAAGUACUAUGUAAGUCAAUGGGUCCAAUCAACCAGCAUUCUUUAAAAUAGCUUCUUUUGUGUUCAACAGGGGCCAGUUGCACCAGCAGUGCGUAAGUUAAAACAUAGCCUAGUUGUGAAUUAAAGGGACACUAGGUUACAACUUACGCAUUAUUACAUUUUUUUUUUGUUGCACCACAGAUUUUAGUUUAAACAUAACACUACGUUCUGACUAAAUAUUUAUGGCAGCCAUAUCACCCCCCCACCCGGUAUAAAAGACAUGAAGAAAAGUUUAAUUUUCUACCAAGUAGUGAUUCAAGAGUUCCCACUUAGCUGAUGAUUGACUAUAAAGCUUGUUUGGCAUGCUGUCCCUGGAGAGAGAGCCCUGAGCUCAUCCCUAACGUUUGCAAGGCGAGAGGGAAGUUUGAGAUCAGGUAGAUCUCGAGAACUCCUCUGCGGUAGUAGCUAAUGAAGAGAUAGUGAUUGCUCUUAAGAAAUAAACUACUUACUACAGGGGUGCUCAACCCUGUUUCUGGAGAUCUACCUUCCUACAGAGUUCAGCUCCAACCCUCAUCAAACACACCUGAACCAAUCAAUUACAACUCCAACAGCACUUGAUAAUUACAGGCAGGUGUGUUUGGUGAGGGUUGCAACUGCAAUCUGCAGGAAGGUAGAUCUCCAGGAACAGGGUCGGUCACCCCUGACUUACUAGGUGCAUGUCUAUGGUGCCAAUUUGGAUUAGUCAAUUAACUUAAGUUGCAUGUUUUUGGAAGGUGGGAGGAAACAGAGGAACCCGGGGGAAAUCCACGUGAGCACAGGGAGAACAUGUAAACUGCGCACAGAAACGUCGGCUGGUUUGGUAAGGACUAGAAGCAGUAAUGUUCUUGCUGUGAGGCAACAGUGCUAACCACUGGGCCACCGUGUCACCCAUCUAGGAAAGGAGCAGGAGUAGGGGUGGAAGGGGGGUUCUUCAAAACGAAGAUGGCUCUUAUAUGGAACUUGGAGUGUUUAUAGUGGAUUAGGAAUCGUCUGAUUGGUGAAUCAUAAAUUGGAUAAUGCAGGGCCAGCCGCAAGCAAUCAUAAGCAUGUGAUCCUAGAUUAUAAAUAAACUUCACUUUGUGUUAAUUGUGUCCAUCAAUUAAGAUGAGUUUUUUUCUUGCUCUUUUCUCUUUCAUAUGUAGAAAAUAAAAAAUCAAGUUUAAUGUUUCGAUAACUUUGUAUUCACGGCUCGCGAUGAAGGUGUGUGCGUUGACUGUAGUGACUGACUGUAAUUUAAUGUACAAUAAAAUUUGUAUAAUUUUUUAUUUUAUAAAUUUUUAUCAUUUAUAAUUUUUUUAGGACACAUAUAUAGAUGCAUUAGUUGCAGAAUUGUACUACAGUUUGAUUUAAAUGCUUUUUAUUGGAUAUUACCUUAAGAACAUGUGGUGCAACCGAAGUGAGAACAAAUUUAGUUACAAACUAGCUAGUAGUUACUAAGGCAGUAGUGUGGACUUUUCGUUCCAGUUUAAGAAAGAACUUACGAACAGCUGGUGCAACUCUACCCGGAAGAAACCUCAAAUGGGUUCUGCACAAGUGAAGGGUGAGUAAAUGAUAACAGAGAUUUCAUUUCUGGGUCAACUAUCCCUUUAAACCUGUAUGAAUUCUUGCCCCUGCUGAACACACAAAAGCAGAUAUUUUGAUGAACCAAAUGGUUUCUAGUCCCUGUAGACUUCCGUACAAUUGUUAUUUACUACAGAAGUCAUCAAAAAUGGGACCAGCAAACUGUGUACUUUCCACUUUAUUGAUUUUGAAUAACUUGAGGCUGAGUAAAUGAUGCUGCCGCAUGUAACUAGCAAACAUUGACAUUACAGUGAAUGAUUCGCUGGUCUAGGCACUACUUUACCAAUGUGAUUUACAGGUUUUUCAACCAUCUCUAAAGGUAAGUCCGCAUUACCAGAUUUCUUGGAAUGAAAUGUUGAUUGUGUGCUUUUCAAUAGUGUAGAAACAAAUGAAGCACAGCUCAGUCGCAGAAGUCAAACCAACAUUUUUACGUUGACCAACAUACCAAAUUUGCUGCUGAAAAAACUGCUAAUGGGAACUUUUGAAUUUGGAGUUGAAUAGAUUUUUGUUGUGGAUUCACAUUUUGGACAACUGAGGCCCAGAUUCACAAUGACUUUUUAUCAAUCCGAUAACAACUGGCCAACAGGAUAAAUACAGGUACAGUUUGGAUACAUCAGAUGGCAGUCAUCUUGUAAAAGCAUGAGGUUGAUUGUGAACCUCUGUGCAUAGACAUGCUGUCGGAAAGUGUGCCAAAACAGGGUGUUCAUUCUGCACUAUACCCAAACGCAUGGAUUAAGAUAGAAACUGUAGUUGCCAUCCGCAUCCUUUAUUAUUUGCUUGCUUUCCUGUUCACUUGAUGGCCAUUUAACAUUGGAUUGUUGAUUCAGUAACUCACUUGUGCGUCACACCGAAAGUUCCUGUGAAAGUGAUGUAGAGCGUGACAAAAUAAUAAGGAAGGCUUUCAACAAAGUCUGAACACAAGAGGUCACAAGAGAUGUAUUUGAAUGCAUGUUAAAGGGAUAGAUCACCCAAAAAUGAAAAUUGUACUCUCCCUCAACUGAAUCCAAACCUCCAUGACGUCCAUAGUAGGAAAAACAUUAUGGAAGUCAAUAGUUACCCAUUUCUUUAGAAUAUCUUCUUCUGGGUUUAACAGGAGAAAGAAACUCAAACAGGUUUUUUACAAGCGAAGGGUGAGUGAAUGAUGACAGAAUUUUAGUUUUGGGUGAACUAUGUCUUUAAUACCAGGCAGAGAUGGGGCCUGCAUGUGUCAAAUCUCAAACCAGGUGUAAAUGUUGCUCCACACUUCAUGUCAACCCAGAUGUGAUUAUACUUUGAAUCAAAACCAGAUCGUCAUAAGUUUUGCCUAGCACAUAAGAACUAUUUAAAAAGAGCACAGUGAACAUCACCAAUAAGAGGUCAUGUUUGUCCUUAAAGAACAAAGCACAAAGCACUUCCUCCCUGCACAUACACAACAAGAAAAACAUAAAUCCAGUUUGCACAAAUAUCACCGCUUGCACGUGAGAGAGUCAUAUUUUUAUGAGCAUGUUGACAUGCACAAAAGAUUGAUGAUAUUAUGAUAAACAUUAAAACUGAUGCUGACUGUUUAAUUUCAUACCUAAUUAAUUUGGAAUUGGAUUCAAAAGUGCUUUAUGCAUACUUUUAGUGUAAAAAAAAUAGAUGUGUGGCGUAAAAAGAUAUAUCUGGGAACAGUAAGGUUCAUGAACUUGAUUAGAGGCAACCGGAGCCUAGAGAUGCCAUCUUGAUUCACAGUUCCCCUAAAACUCUAGUGUUUUUUUGGUAAAAUGAUAGUCGUAAAUCCAAAUGUGGAGUAGAUUAAGACACCAUUAGACUGUUUGCUAAAGACCAGUCAGUCAGCAUGCAUAAUAUUACAUUGACAAUGUUGUUGUCUGAUAGAUUUCUCCAUCUGCCACAGUUUUAUCACAUAGACAGCCUCACCCCAAAGGAGAAAGUAUUGUAGCAUUGGAAAAAGUGCUAAAGCAUAAUAUUUAUUCAAACCAAAAAAACUGAAAAGACCUCGGACUAAAAUGAACUAUAGAAAUGUUACUGGUUCGAGCUGAGUUUAUAGUAGAAAAGUGGAUCGAAAAAGACCCCCACAGAUAUAACACAUAUGCACCGGGGGUGUAACAAUACACAUUUGUACUGAAUUCUUUCAGCUGUUGGUCUUUUAUUUCAUUUGUAUUUUUAGAGAAGGAAUGCUGUGUUUUAUCAGCUACACAUGCAGAGCUCUGCGUACUGUGGAACGAAAUUUCAAAAACCAAGAUCCCACCUUAGAACAUGUGACAAUAGAAUUUACUGAUAUACUUUGUAAUGUAAUGCAUUACAUUACAUGAUAUACUUUGACUGCUUUUAUUAGCUGUCCUCAGUUUGAGUCACAGUAUCAGAGUAAAACUAAAGCAGUCUUUGCCGCCCUUUUCAGUGGCACUCACCAGUGUGAUUAAAUUGUUGGCUUGAACCACAGAGCCAACCCAGUUUGGGUAAUGGAUGACCGCUAGUAGGAGCUGUGCAUUGAAAAAUCUCACUUCCAUGGCCUCAAGAGGUCCACUAGUCUCUGAUGCUAAAGGCUAUGACUUUUAGUGUUUUUGUCAGUGUGCCCAUGAUUCUUUUGCUGGAAAUGUCAGUUCAAACCCUACUCAUUAUGGGGCAAAUAGAACCACAGAGGUCAAAUUGGUGCCAUGACCCAGUUUGGGGGGGCGAGUGUAAUGGAGGUCAGCUACAAUAGUAGGAGCUGAAUUAACUGAAGUCAUAAGUCUACAUUGAUAUUUUUGUAAUUUCAACAAACAAUAUUUAGCUAACAUAUUUUGCAUUCUGAAGUAUAAGCACUUCAUUAUCCUCCCCAUUUAGCAAAAGCCUUAUAUAGCAACACUAACUGUUUAAGGUCUGCAUGAAAAGGAAGCUGUGACUUUUUCCCCCAUAUUGUGAUGUAAAUCCAAUAGAAACGGAAUAUUCAAUGAGAAAACAGUGGGCGUGGCUUGUUUUUUUCUACUGUGAGCUGAUUGGAUGUAGUAAAGUAGUCAUUUCAUUCAAAAAGAUCAGGAAAAUGGUUCAGGGAGAGUUAUUACAAGCUAACAGACUCCUCCUCCUCCUCCUCCUCCUCCUCACUAUUUCUGUUUGUUGUCAUAGCGCUGUCAAAACUGACAGUUGGAGGGGCUUGGAUAUGUUAGCCACACCCAAUACCUCAGACAGACGUAAUCUGAGAAUUGAACUGAAAACAGGAAGUGCAUUUCCAGAUUUCAAUUUUAGAUUACAAUGGCAAAUCUUUUUCUUUUCUUAAUGACAUCACCACAAAAUUACCAACAUGAGCUAACAAAAUCACUAUUGUUACUUUUGAUUUCAUGUGUACUUUAAAGUUGAUUUGUUUCAGAAGGCCACUGUUUAAUAAAGGAAAACAUAUUUUUCCUUGCAAUACUGCAAACUUACUGAACCCUGCCUUCAAAACGGUCAUUUGUGUUUGUUACACCCCUAAUUUGCAUACAUAUUGCACAACGCCUACAUCCCCUACAGCGAGUUUUGAGGCGAGAGUAACAGUUAAUUCUCGCAGUUGAUCGUUUUCGAGCCGUCAUGUCACUGUGAAGUCUCCAUGAAUAAUGUGCACACCCCCUUCCAUUCUUAAUAUUCCUGUUAGCAUCAGUCAAGUGAAUAGAAAUUAUGACAAUUUAUAAUAAACUGAGAGAUUCUGUGGCAUGUAUAAGGCUUUAUCAAUGUCGAUGUUUGACAUGUCUAAUAUUGUCUGAAGCUGUUUAACUCUCAGCAUGUUCUGUGUGUGUGUGUGUGCUGUUUUCAUCUCACGUCAGGACGACUGUGUUUAGGACUGUUCUGUACUGUACUUUAUCAUUGCUACAAAAAAAA